Notodromas monacha is the source of this 4566-nucleotide messenger RNA. The record is from the annotation of a GenBank genome assembly. NCBI's taxonomy places the organism in Eukaryota, Metazoa, Arthropoda, Ostracoda, Podocopida, Cyprididae.
AUGGAGCCAGGGGCCGCGAGUCACCUGGAAACACUGAGGGAAACCACUGCGAAGGGCUCCGUCACGUCGAUCGUCGUUCAAGACCCGAGACCUUCGCUGAGUUCCGAAGACUGGUCAACCAGCCUCGAGAUCCCAGUCAGCGAGUCCCAAUUAGGCGACACGAAACUGCAGCGACAGAGCCAGUCCCGCAGUUCCCGCAAGCGCAUCGAGUCUCUGCUCAACACAGCGCUCGAAGAUCAGCAGCGUUACAUGAGCACCGAACUCGGGGUCCGCAGGGGCUCUGAACAGAAGUCGACCGAGGAAACACUGGUCGAGAACCUCGCGAAACAGAAGUCGCAUUCCAAGAAAACUGAAAUCCCGGGGAUCAGACCCAAUCAAGCCCGAGAGCUGGAACAAGAGGACCGGGCGACGGAGGAAGAAGUCGACACGAUUUCCGACGUCAGUUUCGCGUUUGACGACGCCGUGGCGAGUGCAUCCGCUAUCGCCUCCUUCAAAGAAGCUUUGCAAAUCGAGGACGUGAAUGAAGAAAACGCAGCUGAUUUGUUUGCCCGUGAGGAAACUCCCGUAAUGGACUUGGCCAGCUUGCGAGAUGUCUCUUCGCGGCAUACCGCUGCAAUUCAGCAACCUGAAAUAAUGGCUGCAUGCGUUUCAGACAGUACCACUCGAGGUAUUGACCACGGGAUCGAAGCAACACCCUUAGACCCACAAUCACCCGUAUCAGAAAUGGAGUUUUGCAUUUUUGAGCUUUCCGUAUCUGCAUCGAAAGAGCAAAUAUAUUUACCCCAAGAUGACCCUAGGGUCGAAGAGGCCAGCAGUAUAUCUGAAGGAGUAGGUUUCCCCCUUAUACCUGCGUCUCCUCCCAUGGAAAUAGAAGAGCUUGAUAGUUCCUUAUCUUGUGGUGAGGUUGAUUUUGCUGCGAUUGAUAGAAAGUACCAACGGUUGCAAACCAUAUCCGAAGCGGAGGAAAUUUCAGAGGCUCCCGUUGGUGACUUUGCAUCCGUAGUGAGUCAAAUUGCACAUCAGGAACGCGGAGAAGAGAACAGCACAAUAACUCGGUUGGAUGAAUGCAUGAUGGUCGUUGGAGGUGAUUAUGAAGACAUCGAGAAACGACAACUGAGCAAAUCAUUUUCAAAGGAAACCGAUUUAACCAAAACAUCUGAGCAUAGUCAUAAGGACGCUACUGAUGACUUCGCGAGUAAGAAAAACGAAUCUGGAGCUCUGAUUGAUCAAUCUGGAAAAAUUUCGGAAAAGUUAUCCCCGGGACAAACAAAGCCGAAAGAAGAAAAAAAAGUGACCGACGAUAAAUCGGAAAUUGAGCCGCUCAAAGAAGGAGAAACAGAAAAAGGUCGCAAAGAAAUUGAGAAAGAAAAGUUGGAAGCCAGAAAAAGUGCAUCAACAAGAAGUGAGAAGGAUGGAAUCAAUUCAGAAAAAGAUGUAAAAAUUCACGCAGAAGAUGUGGAUGCGAUAAGUAAAGGGGUAAAAAGCGUAGAGCAGCAUGUGGACGAGAAGGCUCGAGAGGAAAAGGAAGAACGAGAGAAAAAAGCCGGGAAGGAGAAGACAAAUGAAGAGGUGAUGAAGACAACGACUCAAGAAGAGUCGAAGAGGAAGGAGAAAGAAGAGGAGGAGAAAGCCAGGAAAAAUGCAGAAUACAAAGAAAGGAUCGCAGCAGAGGAGAAAGCGAGGAAGGAAAAGGAAGAUCAGAACGCUGCAGAGGAAAGAGAACAAAAGCGGACAGAUGACGAAGCGAUGAAAAAACUGGCCGAGGAGAGGGCCCAGAAGGUGAAAGAAGAAGAGAUAAAACUAGCCGAAGAGAAGGAAAGAAAGCAGAAGGAAGCAGAUGAGAAAAAAGCCGCAGAAGAAAAAGCGAAAAAACAAAAGCAGGAAGAAGAUCGAAAGGCUGCAGAAGAAAGUGCAAGAAAACUGAAAGAAGAAAAAGAGAAAAAAGAUGCAGAAGCAAGAGCCAAGAUGCAGAAAGAAGAGGAUGAGAAAAAAGCAGCUGAAGCAAAGGCCAAAAGACUGAAAGAAGAGGAAGAGAAAAAAGCGGCUGAAGCCAAGGUCAAGAAACAAAAAGAAGAGGAAGAGAAAAAAGCAGCUGAAGCCAAGGCUAAGAAACAGAAAGAAGAAGAUGAGAAGAAAGCAGCUGAGGAAAAAGCUGUAAAGCAAGAGGAAGAGAGAAAAGCUGCUGAAGCAAAGAAACGGAGAGAAGAUGAAGAGAAGAAAGCUGCGGAAGCAAAAGCAAAGAAACAGAGAGAAGAUGAAGAGAAGAAAGCAGCUGAAGAAAAAGCUAGAAAACAGAAGGAGGAGGAAGAGAAGAAAGCUGCUGAAGAAAAAGCUAGAAAACAGAAGGAGGAGGAAGAGAAAAAAGCUGCAGAGGAAAAAUCUAGAAAGCAAAAGGAGGAAGCAGAGCGAAAGGCUGCAGAGGAAAAAGCUAGAAAACAGAAGGAGGAGGAAGAGAAAAAAGCCGCCGAAGCAAAAGCCAAGAAGCAAAAAGAAGAAGAGAAAAAAGCAGCUGAGGAUAAACUGAAAAAAGAGAAGGAAGAAGCAGAGAAAAAAGCUGCCGAAGAAAAAGCAAAGAAGCAAAAAGAAGAGGAAGAGAAAAAAGCAGCCGAAGAAAAAGCAAAGUUGAAGAAAAAAGAAGCGGAAGAGAAAAAAGCAGCUGAGGAUAAACUGAAGAAAGAAAGGGAAGAAGCCGAGAAAAAAGCUGCUGAAGAAAAAGCAAAGAAGCAAAAAGAAGAGGAAGAGAAAAAAGCAGCUGAGGAAAGAACUAGGAAAGAAAAAGAAGAGGAGGAGAAAAAAUCAGCGGAAGAAAAAGCAAAAAAGCAAAGAGAAGAUGAGGAGAAAAAAGCAGCUGAGGCAAAGGCCAAACGACAGCAAGAAGAGAAGAAAGCUGCAGAAGAGGAAGUUAGGAAACAGAAGGAAGAAGAAGAUAAAAAGAAGGCUGAAGCAAAUGCCAAGAAGCAGAAAGAAGAAGAGGUAAAAGCAGCCGAAGCAAAAACAAAGAAACAAAAAGAAGAGGACGAUCAAAAAGCCGCGGACGAGAAAGCAAGAAAACAGAAGGAAGAAGAGGAUAAAAAGACAGCUGAAGUUAAUGCUGAGAAGGAGAAGCAGGAGAGAAAAGUUGCUGAAGCAAAGGCUAGUAAAGAAAAAGAAGAGGAGGAGAAAAAAGCAACAGGAGCACAGGCUAAGAAAGAAAAAGAAGAGCUGAAGAAACUAGCAGCCGAAGAAGAAGCCAAGAAACAAAAGGAAGAGCAGGAGAAGAGGGUAGCUGAUGACAAAGCCAAAAUGGUUGAGGAAGAAAAAGAGAAAAAAGCUGUCGCUGAGAAGACCAGAAAACAUAAGGAGGAAGAAGAGCUGAAGGAUGUCGAGGAGAAACGUAGAAAGCAGAAAGAGGACGAAAAAAAGAAAAUUACUGAAACAAAAACCUGCAAUGUAAAAGAAGAAGAGAAAAAUGCAGCUCUUCAAGAAGAAGUUAAGAAACAAGAAGCAGAAGAAAACAAAAAAGCUGCUGACGAAGGAAAAAAAAAAAUUGAGGAGGAUAAAAUUUCUUCCGAGGAAGCCCUGAAAAGGAAAGAAGUACCUAGCAAGAAAUCUGCUGCUGACGACAAGACAAUUGACGAUGACCAGGCCAAGAAGAAAACCAUGGACGAAGAAAACGCGAAAAGGAUCCGCGAAAAGGAAGAGAAAGCGAAGGAAGUCGGCCGCACGAAGUCUGAAGAGGAAGCAAAGAAUGCCUCUGGAAUAUCGAAGAAAGCUUCGGAAAAAGGAAAAAAGGCGAAAAAUGAAGAAGCGUCGAUUGAUGGGAAAGAAUUAGCUGUAACACACGACGGGGAAAUCGGGAAAUCCGGAACUCGCGAAAUCCAAUCCGAUUUGAAACGAAGGGAAGAAGCCCCGAAGGAAGAGAGCUCAACAGCGGAGUGUGUCAUCAAAGACAGCCAGCUACAAGGAAUCGUCCGGAAAGAGUCAAAGGCACCUGUUGAUUCCCAAACCUUGAAAACCACAGAAAAAAGAAUGCGGAGCUCGAGGAGGAGUUCGAAAUCUGACAAAAGUCAAUCGUCCGAAAAAAGCGAAUCUGCGGAUCCUCUUAGAGACGGCAGCAUUAAAUCACCUGUUAUAAGCCGACACACUGGUGACGAUCGAAUUGGCGCCCCUUCUGAAAACAUCCUCGAAAAUUCGAAAGACCUUUCAAUCUACUCGAAGAGUGCACCCCAGGAACCGCUUACCCAAGAAACAGGAAAGGUUAUCCAAGAAAAACUAAGUGAAGCUAUAGAAAGUGCCAAGCAAGCCGCUGCAAUCUCGACUGAAACUGAUCUUUACACGUGCAACCCAUUACCUGCCGUGAGCCCCAUUUGGGACUCAGGAGCAGUUCCUGCACCUGAAGACACGUCACGCAGCAAGAAAGUCGAAUCAGAACCGAUCGCCGCUCCAACACCAUUUCAACGGAGGGAUCCCAAGAAAAAACCGAGCUUUACACUCAAGCUUUCAGACCGCAUGGUAUCCGUUGGAACGAAUCAGAAAUUCACUUGUCAAAUUUCGCUGGGCCUUCAUGGGGACAAUACCGGUCUGUAA